Messenger RNA from Syzygium oleosum, 995 nucleotides. Its product is annotated as RPM1-interacting protein 4-like. The record is from RefSeq and is a predicted model, not a curated record. Bases 1 to 834 code for a protein of 277 amino acids. The transcript is spliced from 4 exons. NCBI's taxonomy places the organism in Eukaryota, Viridiplantae, Streptophyta, Magnoliopsida, Myrtales, Myrtaceae.
AUGAACAUGCAAAACUCUAUGGAGGCUCAGUCAUCAGAAUUACGAAUUAAGUGUCCAUGGAUGUGUCUGUUGUUCUUAAGAAUCAGUGAAUCACCAUUCACCAGUUGCGGGGUGGCUUUGCUGCAGCAACAUUCGCACGUUCCGAAGUUUGGAAACUGGGACAGCGACAACAUACCGUACACGACCUGCUUCGAGAACGCGCGCAAGGAGAAAGCAGGCGUGAAGAUGAACCCGAACGAUCCUGAGGAGAACCCGGAGAUGUUCAUGUUCGGGAGGCGAGGCAUGGAGAUCGACGACGAUCGCCGAGCUUCGGAUGCUUUUGAGCACAACAUAAGUGAAGGGCACAGAAGGUUCGAUGCGCACCGGAGGACCCCUUCAGAUCAGCACAAGAGUACGGCGAGCCGUGGCAGUGUUCGGUCAGAAUCCGGCAGUGAAAAGAGCAGUUCCAAUUCACACCGAAACUCAGGUCAGCAUCGCGCUAGGCCAGACCGCAAAAAAGGGCUGACAGAGAGCAGCAACAGCUUGUCGCCCUCGGUGACUAGUGCUCCAAAGCAAGCAAGACAAAGGAGUGGAAGUCAACCAUCCAAUGAUUCCCAUCGGAGAGCGCCUUCAAUACCGAAAUUUGGGGCCUGGGAUGAAACCGAUCCGAGAUCGGGAGAGAGCUUCACCGUCAUCUUCAACAAAGUGAAAGAGGAAAAGCACAACGAAUCCUCCAAGUUCCCGGUCCUGCCCCCCGAGCCGAUCACCUACUCGAGCAAUCAGAAGAAUCAAGAAAGCUCCUCUUCCUCCAGAUCAAAGAUAUGUUGCUGUCCAUGUUUUGGAGGGAGGGAGUGAUUCUGAGAAGCUUCCCGUUUGCAUCUCGGCUUUUCGCCUAAGACAUGACGUAUUAUACUUUUGAUUUCGAUGAUUACUGUGAAACGGGUCAUUGCUUAAGACUUUUAAAAACAGUUCGUUUGAUUGAGAUUUAUAUAUUCUUUGACAUUGCAUUGCUUAAA